This is a messenger RNA of Venustampulla echinocandica, 1383 nucleotides long. RefSeq names its product SPX-containing protein. The transcript has 4 exons. Bases 1 to 1383 code for a protein of 460 amino acids. Gene Ontology annotation, cellular component: vacuolar transporter chaperone complex; fungal-type vacuole membrane. The record is from RefSeq and is a predicted model, not a curated record. Gene Ontology annotation, biological process: vacuolar transport; vacuole fusion, non-autophagic; microautophagy. Lineage: Eukaryota; Fungi; Ascomycota; Leotiomycetes; Helotiales; Pleuroascaceae.
AUGAAGUACGGAGAAAACCUCGCGGCGCGAUCAGUGCCGCAAUGGGCACCCUAUAACAUAGAUUAUGAUACCCUCAAGCAUAUGAUAAAGGCGAACACUACGAGAAAUGCAGCCCAAGCCGUAGCCAUUCCAGGACACCUUGACGAUACUUUGCGGAGAUUCGAGAGUCAGUUCUUCGACGAGCUGUGCAAUCAACAUGAACGGGUCGAUCUUUUUGUCAGGAGCAAGGCCGAUGAGAUCCACCGCCGACUUGGUAGGGAUAUGGAUGUCUUAUCCCUAAGGAGUGCAUAUGGUGUUAACCGGAAGAUAGAAUUCGUCGAAAAAGCAACUCGCCGGCUGCUGGAUCGAUGUGCAAACGCCAAUGGCAGAUUUAUAUCCCAGAGGAAGCUUGAGAAAUUUGCAAAAUACGAAAAUCGAACCAUAAGGUGCGGGGAUGAUAUCCGAUUACUGGAACGUUUCGUGAAUGAACAACGGGUGGCAUUUUACAAGAUCUUGAAGAAAUACAAGAAAUGGACAGGAUCUAGGUCAGUAGGCGACCGCUUUAAUCAAGAGGUUCUCAACAACCCCAAGAGCUUUACAAAGAUGGAUUUCAGUCCCUUACACUCUCGAUACACUGAGAUCGUCAGCUUCCUCCGCACAUCUACUCCUGAAACUAGCGAACCUACCACUCCAAUGACAGCAUCGCGUCAAUCGAGUGCGGGACCAGCCCAACGUGCCACACCAGUAUUAAGUUACUGGAACGAAUACGACGACCCGAGUGAUGGAGAGAACGAGCCAUAUAUGAUCUCCGUUCGCCCAGAGCCAGAGACCCGUUUCCCCGGCGCAAACGCCCUCAGCUAUAUAAUCUCCCAAGCCAGGGGCCCAGUCGAGAAAAUCAAGGGGCUGUUGAGCCCAACCCAACAUCAUCCCUCCGAGCGACAGCCUCUAAUACAAGACCGACACUAUUUCCCCGAGCAGCAAAGCACACUAGAUACCACGGAUGCAGAAGACGACGCAUCAUCCUGCGACUUGCCCUCCAGCGGGUACAUCACUCACUAUGCCACCACCAUCCCCAGCCUGAGCGAUCAAAAGAACUCUAGGAACCGUGAAACGCUCCUCUUCCGCUCCUGCAUUGUCUGUUUUACGGCCGCUUUUAUGUUCCUCUUUGUGGCCGGCAUGCUCGCUGCUACAGGUCGUCGUCGUCUGCGCGCCGAGGUUGAUGCCGGUGUCAUUACCGGCGUGGUGGCCAGUCUGUUCUUUGGGAUAUUAGCCUUCGCAUGCAUGUUGCAUCGGGGGGAUAGGCUGGAUUGGCUACAUAGGAGUUGUGUUGUUGUGACUUUUACGACAGUUUGCGUGUUAGAUGGGAUAAUGUUGGUGUAUAUUACGGAAAACAUGAUCCCAUGA